AUGGAUAUGAAUGUUAAUGGCGUCCAUCAAGAUGAAUGGUAUACAGCUCAUUGCGGUUAUUGUACAUUUAUAUUACCUGUACGAUAUCAAGAUUUAAUUUUUAUUGGACAAGGAACAUAUGGUAUGGUUGUUCGAGCCACUGAUACAACAACAGGUAAAUAUGUAGCUAUUAAAAAACUUCUCCAUCCUUUUCAAACUGAUACACAUGCAAAACGAACUUAUCGAGAACUUGAACUACUUAUGUAUCUCAAUCAUCCUGAUGCACAAGUUGUACAAUUAUAUGAUGUAUUUACACCUGAAAAAAAUUUAAACGAAUUUCGAACAUUGUAUGUUUUUAUUCAUUCAGCUGGUAUUCUCCAUCGUGAUUUAAAACCAACGAAUAUUGGAAUCGAUAGAAAUAGCAAUAUUACAAUUCUUGAUUUUGGAUUAGCUCGUGUUGCAUCCACUGGUUGUCAUACUGAUUAUGUUGCUACCAGAUGGUGGCGUGCACCCGAAAUAUAUCUCAAUGAGACAAAAUAUGAUGAAAAAGUUGAUAUUUGGUCUAUUGGUUGUAUAAUGGCUGAACUAAUUCUUCGUAGGCCACUUUGCCCUGGAGAAACUACUACUGAUCAAUUAAACAGAAUAUUUGACAUUACUGGUACACCUGAUUCGACAACAUUACAAGAGAUAUGUGCACCAGGUGCAUCAGCUUAUCUUACUGGAAUGAAAUCUAAACCGAAAAAAGAUUUUAAUGAAUUAUUUGGUUUUAAAUAUGAUCCAUUAACAGAAACAAUAAUCUCGGGUGUUUCACCAGAAGGUAUUGAUUUGCUUGAUCGUCUUUUAUCUUUUGAUCCUCGUAAACGUUCAACUGCCGAAGAAGCUCUAGGCCAUCCAUUUUUGGAAUUUUAUCAUGAUCCUACGGAUGAACCAACUAUAGAACCUAUGAUUGAUAUACAUCAAGAUGCAAAAUAUACAAAAGAACAAUGGAAAUCUUAUCGACGAUGGGGUAAUCGCAUGGAUUUGGCAAACAAACUCGUAGCAGCGUUUUCGAUGAUUUGGAUUUUGAUCCUGUGUCACCGGCUCAUCUGGUAUAGCACAUCGAGUGGAUCAUGUGGAGGUCAAUCAGGCGUCUAUGCAUACUUCGAUAACUUGUUUGGCGCUAUUGUCACUUGUUUAUGUCCGAUGAUUAUUCUGACUGUGCUCGGUAUUCUAAUCGGACGAAGUAUUCGUCAUAUUAUUCAACGACGCACAGCACAUGUGGCUGCUAUCAAUGAAUCAACCAAUGCUAAUCAAUCGGUUAUUCAUAAAGUUGAUGCACAACUAACAAUCAUGAUUUUUAUGCAGAUUUUUGUUGCAAUGAUCUCUUUUUUGCCAUAUGCAGCACAAUUAUUAUACAGUAACAUCACUAAUGGUUGGUUCAAAUCACCUUUACGAGCUGCUUGGGAAACCGUGAUUGCAGAGACUAUUAAUCUUCUAUCGUAUCUUCUUUUUAGUUCUCCAUUUUAUGUUUCAAUCAUUUCAUUCAGUGGCUUUCGCCAUCAACUUUUACGUUCACUCGGAUUGAAGAAACAACAAACUGUCCAUCCUUCACAUACUCAAGAGACUGCGACUAUGAGACUCACCAAGAUCAAUGUCAAUACCCGUACCAUACUUCCUGAAUGA
Molecule: messenger RNA, 1641 nt
Organism: Rotaria sp. Silwood2
Lineage: Eukaryota; Metazoa; Rotifera; Eurotatoria; Philodinida; Philodinidae
Source: the annotation of a GenBank genome assembly